AUGUCCUUAUCACGAAUAAAACAUGCAGCCAAAUCCUUGAAAACAUUUCAAGGCAUACAGUUCGAUCAGUGCCUAGACGAUGGAGAAAAAGCAGAACAAGUUGGAAAAUGGUUACUAGAAGUGUCAUGGGAAGUAGCAAACAAAGUUGGUGGUAUCUAUACUGUAAUUCGUUCAAAAGUUCCAAUAACAAAAAAAGAAUAUGGUAAUAACUACAUUUGUAUUGGACCAUACAAUGAGGCAUUUGUACGAACAGAAGUGGAGAUUGGAGAAUCAAAUAUUGGUGCAAUACGAGCAACAGUCAGAGAAAUGAAACGUUAUGGAAUUCAUGUUGUUACUGGAAAUUGGCUAAUUGAAGGUUAUCCACAGGUUGUUUUGUUCGAUAUUAGCUCGGCUUCUCACCGUCUUGAUAGUUGGAAAGGAGAUUUUUUUCAAUAUGCUCACAUCGGAAUACCUUAUCAUGAUCGAGAAGCAAAUGAUGCCAUCUUAUUUGGAUUUUGUGUUUUUUGGUUCAUUGGAACGUUUCUUGAACAACUAAAAUAUGAUGAACAUCGUUACGUUACUGCACACUUUCACGAAUGGUUAGCUGGAGUGGGAUUAGUAAUGACACGAUUGAGAGGUUAUGAUUGUGCUCUUGUAUUUACAACACAUGCAACAUUACUGGGAAGAUAUUUAUGUGCGGGAAGUACAGAUUUUUACAAUAAAUUAUCAUCGGCAAAAGCUGGUGAUCGACAAAUUUAUCAUCGUUAUUGUAUUGAACGUGCAGCUGCCUCUUGUGCUCAUGUUUUUACAACUGUCUCAAAAAUAACUGGAAUUGAAGCUGAACAUCUAUUGAAUAAACGACCUGACAUUUUAACGCCAAAUGGUUUGAGUGUUAAACAAUUUGCUGCAUUGCAUGAAUUUCAAAAUCUUCAUGCACAAAAUAAAGAAAAACUAAACGCAUUUUUACGUGGACAUUUUUUUGGGCAUUAUGAUUUUGAUUUGGAUAAAACUCUUUAUUUUUUUAUCGCUGGUCGAUAUGAAUUUACAAAUAAAGGUGCUGAUAUGUUUAUUGAGUCAUUGGCUAGAUUAAAUCACAUGUUAAAAGCUGUUGGUUCCGAUGUCACGAUUGUUGCAUUUCUUAUAUUUCCAGCACCCACAAACAAUUUUAAUGUUGAAUCGUUAAGAGGACAAUCUAUUGCAAAAAUGUUGAGAGAUACGGUGCAAAAUGUUCAAGGCGAAAUUGGAAAAAGAUUAUACGAAAUAUGUCUUAAAGGACAUAUUCCAAAUCCGGAUCAAGUUUUGAAAAAUGAAGAUUUGGUGGAAUUAAAAAAAUGUAUAUUCGCAUCACAGCGUUCAUCUCUUCCUCCAAUAUGUACUCACAAUGUUGUUGAUGAUAAUACUGAUCCAAUAUUAUGCGCCUUACGUCGUUGUCAGCUAUUUAAUAAUCGGUCAGAUCGUGUUAAAGUUAUAUUUCAUCCAGAAUUUUUACGAUCAACAUCGCCUCUAUUACCGAUGGAUUAUGAAGAAUUUGUUCGUGGUUGUCAUUUGGGCGUAUUUCCAUCUUAUUAUGAACCAUGGGGAUAUACUCCUGCUGAAUGUACGGUAAUGGGUGUUCCCAGUAUUACAACAAAUUUAUCCGGUUUUGGCUGUUUUAUGGAAGAACAUGUCAGUGAAUCAAAUUCAUACGGAAUUUAUGUCGUUGACAGAAGGUACAAAAGUGCCGAAGAAUCGUGCCAACAGUUGACUCAGUACAUGUUCGAUUUUUCACAAUUAUCGCGUCGUCAACGUAUUAUAUUACGAAACAGAACGGAACGUUUAAGCGAAUUGUUAGAUUGGAAUACACUUGGAAUUUAUUACUACAAAGCACGUCAAUUAGCUCUUCAAAGAAUACAUCCAGAAAUAGACGAACAAAUGAUGAAAAUUUCCCAAGUUUUUCAUGUAUCUCGUGCGUCCUCUGCUCCCUCUUCUCCUGGCGCAUCCCGUUCAUCGACACCCGCACCAACCGAAGAGGAUUAUUCUGAGGAAGAUUAUCCAGACGAACAAAAAACACCCGAUAUUGAAGCAAAACGUGAAUAUCAUCCUCCUCCGCCAAUUGAAAAAAUUCCUCGACCACAAUCUGCUGUGAGGAACCCUACAAAUUCACCGUUUAAACGAGUAGAUGAUACUGAUCAACAUGAUGAUUUAAAUGCUGAUGAUGAUAUCAAUUUUCCACCAGAUCAAGAUACUCGAACAUUACGUGAUAAAGCCUUUGUCGAUCCAUCUUAUAAGAAUAGUGGAAAAUCACAAGUUUUACCAGAAUCAACAUUGGACAAAUUAGGCUCGAAUUUAGGUUUGCCUACAAAAGGUACAUUUGAUAAGGAACAAUUACUACCACUACUUGGUAGAAAAUCCUCAAUAUCGACGCAAGAUCAUUUUACAGCAGCCACUCACAGUACGGCAAACAAAACAACGUCUGGUGAAUCAUCUGCUUUUAUUGAAACAGGUGGAACAGGCUCAUCAUUGUUUGCACCACCAUUAAUUGAUCAACAAGCAGCUCAAUCUAUUGGAAAAGAAUCAUUUCAAUAA
Messenger RNA from Didymodactylos carnosus, 2544 nucleotides. Lineage: Eukaryota; Metazoa; Rotifera; Eurotatoria; Philodinida; Philodinidae. The record is from the annotation of a GenBank genome assembly.